AUGGAAAGGCAAAGGAAGAUAGCUGCUCUGAAGCUGCUCAUCAUCCUUAAGAGACGGCGAGCUUUUAUGAAAAAGUACUGGGUCCGGCCGACAUGGGCAAAUCGAGCGGGUGAAAGCGAGUUUUUCACAGCGAUGGAAAAAAUGAAGAACGGUGACGAGUCACUGUUCUACACGUUUUAUCGGAUGUCGCCGGCUACUUUUGACGUGUUGCACAGCCUGGUCAAGGAGAAGCUCACGAAGGACCAAUGCCCCUCGAGGGAACCCAUUUCUUCUGGGGAGCGCCUCGCGCUGACCUUGAGGUACCUGUCGUCGGGUAUGCUGGUGAGGGACGCAGCCAUGGCAUUCCGUGUGGGCAUCGAGACGGCGCGGAGGAUCAUUCACAAAACCUGCACCGUGCUGUGGGAAGUCUUGGCUCCUGAAUACAUGAAGACACCAACAGAAGAAGAGUGGCUGGAAAUCGCUGCUGGGUUCUGCAACCGUUGGCAGUUCCCAAAUUGCAUUGAAGCGGUCGACGGCAAGCAUAUUCAAAUAAAUGCCCCCGCAAUGCUGGAAGUAUUGUGGGUGCACCUGGGUGCACCUGGAAGGUUCAGCGAUGGGGGAAUUUUUCAAGAUUCUCCCAUCGGCGAGCGACUGCAUGAGGGCAAGCUCAGCCUACCUCGAGCAGCCAUGCUCCCAAGGUCAGGAAUAGUUUGUCCUCAUGUGUUUGUUGGCGAUGAGGCCUUCCAGUUGCGCCCAGACUUCAUGAGGCCACUACCAGGGAGCCGGAGUGUACCUGCGGAGGUGAUCUACAACUACCGCCUUAGUCGUGCAAGGCGCUGUGUGGAAAACGCCUUCGGCAUUCUUGUCUCUCGCUGGCGGAUCUACGAGAGGCAAAUAAACUUGGAGCCGGAGAAUGUGGAGGCCGUUGUGAAAGCAACAUGCGUGCUGCACAACUUCUUAUCAUCAAACGCGGCUUCAACGUACUGCCCUCCUGGCUACGCGGAUUUUCAAGACAUCUUUGGAAAUGUGGGCGGUGGUGCUUGGAGACAAGUACCAGGAAGCACAACAGUGUUUGGACUCGAAAAGCCAAAGGCCCGCAACUGCUCUAAAAUGGCCAGCGCAGUUCGGCAAGAGUUCGUGAAGUAUUUCAGUGAAGAAGGCUAA
Messenger RNA from Rhipicephalus microplus (southern cattle tick), 1143 nucleotides. RefSeq lists its product as uncharacterized. Lineage: Eukaryota; Metazoa; Arthropoda; Arachnida; Ixodida; Ixodidae. The record is from RefSeq and is a predicted model, not a curated record.